Molecule: messenger RNA, 1899 nt
Organism: Medioppia subpectinata
Lineage: Eukaryota; Metazoa; Arthropoda; Arachnida; Sarcoptiformes; Oppiidae
Source: the annotation of a GenBank genome assembly
AUAAAUAAUGUGGUUUAUCCGAUCGGCGAUGACUUUUGCUCCGUCACACUAGUCUUUCUGCUCAGCCCUUUAACGAACCCAUUGUUUAAAACAACGAUGUUUGGUUGGCUAACCGCCGUAUCGGUGUUGUUAAUACAGGUGUCAUACGCUGUGCAUCUGUUGGACAGGGAUGUAAUCAAGACACUCGGGAACUUACAACUGCCAGUUGACAUACUCUAUCAACGUAUGCACAAAGCCGUGAAAUUGAAUGAGUCGCUGAACCGGGUGUUUGGCGUAUUUCCGUUCCUAAUGUUCAGCGAGUUGUUUCUGACCACAUGUUUACGCCUAACGCAUAUCACUGUCUAUAAAGAUGCGAUCAAAACGCAGUUAUAUAAUGUCGUUCAGGGAUUGUCUGAAUUCAUACAGAUUUUGUUUAUGGAUUUCUUGUAUGUGUUUGUCGUCGACUAUUGGCAGUCUUGUCGGCCGACAGUCAAUGAUAUGCUCUACCGGUUGAGCCAAACGGGCCGUCGGUUCAGCGCCCGCGACGCCCGCACUCACCACCUGUUGGCCGAGCAGUUAGUGUACGGCUAUUGUGACUGUAAAUACCGUGCGUUUGUAGCGGUGGUUUUCAUACUAUCGCCAAUAGUGUUAACAAUAGUCCUAUUGUGGCAAAAGUGGACGUUUUGGAAACGACAGGGAAUACCGACCGACUGGUCGGCCAGAAGUGGUCGACCCUUUCAUAUCGCAGACAAUGAGUGCCACAAAAAACACGGAAAAGUUGUCGGUUUUUACGAGGGUUUGAGGCCGUGUCUAUCGAUAACUGACCCCGAGCUUAUACGAAAAGUAUUGGUCACUAAUUUUCACCAUUUCCCAAACCAUAGGGAACUUACCUUGGACUCCGAGCCAAUGAGCAAAGGGCUAUUUUUAUCACGUUAUCCGCUAUGGAAACGUAUGCGCGCACUUCACGCGACCUCAUUCACCACCGGACGCAUCAAAGCUAUGCUACCGAUAAUGUCGGACACGUUUGAACGGUUGGCCACUCUAUUGGACCCGAAAGCCCGCGACAGCCAAGUGGUAGACUUCCGAACAGUUUACGACUCGUUCACGUUUGACGUGAUUACUAGAGCUGUGGCCGGUGCCGACGCAAACGCCCUCGAUCACCCCGAUGAUAACCCACUGUUCACCUCGGUGAUCACAAUGUUUCAAAAUGACCAAGGUGUGCGCGAUUGGUUGGUGUUUUAUAUGCCGUUUUUGCGCCGUUUCGUUGACAUACCUUUCUUUGACCCGAAAAAAAUGCAAGUAAUCAGCGAUACUGUGGAUCACGUGAUCAGCGAACGGGUGGCCAACGACGCACAGGUGCCCGACUUUUUACAGCACUCGGUAAACGCCAGCGUAUGGGCCGACACAUACCCGACCCCUCCUGUAAACGUUAAUAAGGCUUUCGAUAAAUUGACCAAGGAUGAGGUAAUUGGUCAGGCGAUUAACAUGUUGGGCGCCGGCCACGAGACCACUGCGUCCCAGUUGUGUCUAAUCACACGCAUUCUUGCGCUCAAACCGUGGUAUCAAACAAAACUGGUUCACGAGAUUCAUAACACACUGUAUACUAAGGAUACCAACGAGUUAUCUAUGGAUUACGAAAAGUUGCAAAAAAUGCCACUUUUGGACGCAUUUAUCAAAGAGGUUAUGAGACUUAACUGUUCGGUCAGUCGAGUCGACAGAAUGCUUACGAAAGAUAUGUAUUUAGAGGGUAUUUAUCUGCCAAAAGGCACGUCUAUUGUAAUACCGAUUUGGGCGCUGCAUUUAGACCCUGAUCACUUUGCCGACCCCGAUGAGUUUAAGCCGGAACGAUUCCUACAGGAAAAUCUAGAUGAUAUCAAACCAUAUACAUACCUACCCUUCUCAUGGCCAGGCGCGUUAACG